AGGGGCUGCAUACUUCACAAAUAUCUUUUAAAAGGCCACUCUGUCCCUUAAAGAACUGAGCUGAACUUGAAGCAGGAGGUGAAACAGGAAAGUUGGCUUUUCGUCCUCCUGCUCGGUGCUCAGUUGACGGGCUGCUGGGAAACGGGACCAGGGCACCGUCAUGGCUGCGAAACCCAAGCUUCACUACUUCAACGGGCGAGGCAGGAUGGAAACCAUCCGGUGGCUGCUGGCGGCUGCCGGGGUGGAGUUUGAAGAAAAAUUUAUCGAAAAGUUCGAAGACUUGGAAAGCAUGCAGAAAGAUGGAACUCUGCUAUUCCAACAAGUACCGAUGGUUGAAAUUGAUGGGAUGAAGCUGGUCCAGUCCAGAGCCAUUCUCAACUACAUCUCCACAAAAUACAACUUGUAUGGGAAGGACCUGAAGGAGAGAACCUUGAUCGAUAUGUACACGGAGGGGAUGGCUGACCUGAAUGAGCUAAUCAUGACGCACUCGAUAUCUCCAUCGGCGGAAAAAGAAGCAAAGCUUGCCGUUAUCAAGGACCGAACUACAAACCGGUACUUUCCUGCCUUUGAAAAGAUAUUGAAGAACCACGGGCAGGACUUCCUAGUGGGUAACACGUUCAGCCGGGCGGAUGUCCAGCUGCUUGAAGUCAUUCUAUAUGUAGAAGAGCUGUACCCCGGCGGUCUCUCCAAGUUCCCCCUGCUCCAGGGUUUUAAGGCAAGGAUCAGCAACAUCCCCACAAUUAAGAAAUUCCUGGAGCCUGGCAGCCAAAAGAAACCCCCAAUGACCGAAGAAGAUUUUGAGGCUGCCAAGAAAAUUUUCAAAAUUAAAUAAUGGUAGAAUUACACCGAGAGGCUCGACAUGGACGGAAACCCCCAGGAACAUCAGAGAAUUCAAAUAUUCAGAAAAGCAUCAGUGUAAAGGGUUUUCCUCGACCUAAGGGAACCCGUUAGAUAACUUCACCGACAAGUAAUAAAUCAUUUCGGAGAAUAAAUUGAAAUAAAAUUUGAAUGACGCUCUC
Ornithorhynchus anatinus (platypus) is the source of this 1019-nucleotide messenger RNA. Its product is annotated as glutathione S-transferase A2-like. Gene Ontology annotation, cellular component: extracellular exosome; cytosol. The transcript has 7 exons. The record is from RefSeq and is a predicted model, not a curated record. The coding region runs from base 161 to 832 and encodes 223 amino acids. NCBI's taxonomy places the organism in Eukaryota, Metazoa, Chordata, Mammalia, Monotremata, Ornithorhynchidae. Gene Ontology annotation, molecular function: glutathione transferase activity. Gene Ontology annotation, biological process: xenobiotic metabolic process; glutathione metabolic process.